Lucilia cuprina (Australian sheep blowfly) is the source of this 1602-nucleotide messenger RNA. RefSeq lists its product as uncharacterized. Bases 644 to 1381 code for a protein of 245 amino acids. The record is from RefSeq and is a predicted model, not a curated record. The transcript is spliced from 7 exons. NCBI's taxonomy places the organism in Eukaryota, Metazoa, Arthropoda, Insecta, Diptera, Calliphoridae.
UUUAAAUUUGUGAUUUUUUUAUGGAUUCUAAUGAUUUUCUAACACAAACUAUAUUUCAUGGACAUAAAUCUUUGUUAAUGUUUAAUAUUUGUUCUGAAAAGGUUCCAAUUCCUUGGAUUUUCUAAGCGAAUUGUUUUGUUGAUUAAUUGUAAGAGCAGCUCAUGGCAGGAAGAUACUUAAACUUACUACUCUGUUUAAUACAACGUUCUUACGGAAACCAGUUAGUACAAUUUAAACUGUGGCGUUUUCAGCAUCUCAAAUGAUUUCAAAUAAUGGAUAUAAAUAUUUAACUUAAAGUAGUUCAGUAAACGUGUGUAUGCUGAAGAAAAGUAGAAGUACAUAAGUACAGCAGAAAUAAAAAUAAAUUAAUAUGUACCAAUGUGUGUUAGUAAUAUAGUGCACAUACGUACACGUGCAUCAUAAUUGGUUACAAUGUCAACAAAUGCAAAUUAUUUGUUAUUUCAUAAAAUGAAUUAAAAAUUGAAACGAAAAUACUCAAGAAAAAAAUUGUAAAAGAAAUAUCAUCAACAAAAUAAAAAAUAAAUAUUUCGAGAAAAAAAUGUGAAUGUAUUAAUUAAUCUGUUGCCUAGUGAGUGUUUAAAUGUGGAAUUAAUGAUGUAAAUAAUUGAAAAAAAAGUAAAAAAUGGUCAUUAUGAAAUCCUGUUGCUUUUUCAAGAAUGUCUGGAAUGGAAGUGUUGCCUGUGCCAUUUAUACGAUGAUAUAUUUUGCCUUCUCCAGCUUAAUACUACUCAUUUAUGUAAAAGAUGAGUGGGAUUAUUUGGUGGGCCGUCGUCGCACACCCAAAGGAGAGACCAUUAUUGAAAAGGGCGAUAUAACAGAAACUCAUGUGAUAUUUAACAUAAUUGUAUUUAUAUGUUCUAUGGGACUAGUAGCCUCAUCGAUAAUAUUAUUGUAUGGUUUAAAAAGGCAUAAACGAGAAUAUCUAUUGCCCUGGAUACUGCUAAUGAUUGGUGAUGUCUGUGUGGAACUAUUCUAUGCAAUUUAUUUUAUUUUCAGUAAAAGAGCAAAUUUUGAUCCUGUGGUUGGUUUUAUAUUUACCAUAGAUUUAUUUAUUGUUUGUUUAAAUACCUAUUGUUUACUCUGUGUCAUAUCGCAGUAUCAGGAAUACAAAGAUAUUGUUGCAAAUCGUACAAUACCACAGACGAAUUGCACAACGGUUGUGACAUCAGAUGCUGUUGGCUAUAAAUUAAACGACACUGUUGCUGUCACAGAGAAACCGAUUUUAAUGAAAACAUGUCAAUUGAAUCAUCAUCCGCAUCAUCAACAUUCCACAACACGCUUCCUAACACUAACAUCAUCACAUCACUGUUCAAUAAUAUCGCCCAUUCCCGAAGAAGAUGCUUCCGAAACUCAUCUUUAGCGAAUGAAUGAACAAAUAAAUAAUGUUGGAUUUUUGAAUGAAUACUAAGUGUAGUUGUAUUGGUUAAGUGUUGUACAUUUAUUUGGAAUUGUUAUAAAUUCUUGUAAAUAAUUAUAUAAAUAUUAAUUCUUUAAUAUAAUUAAUGAAGAAAAAUAUGUUUUUCUCUUUUUUUAUUGAUAAUUAUAAAUAUAAAAAUAUAAAUUGAAACGCUUGCAGUGUUA